Molecule: messenger RNA, 1317 nt
Organism: Oryzias latipes (Japanese medaka)
Lineage: Eukaryota; Metazoa; Chordata; Actinopteri; Beloniformes; Adrianichthyidae
Gene: rnaseh2a
Product: ribonuclease H2, subunit A
Biological process (GO): mismatch repair; DNA replication, removal of RNA primer
Cellular component (GO): ribonuclease H2 complex
Molecular function (GO): RNA-DNA hybrid ribonuclease activity; RNA binding
Source: RefSeq, a predicted model, not a curated record
AUUAUUUUUUGACGUCAUAUCCGCGGCGCCAAACCUGCUCCAAAGAAAACAAGUUAGAACGUUGAAUCUUCCUUCUAUAUCCGUAUUUCAUCUAAAGCGUUUUACUGUGAGAACCGCGACUCCUGCGUUCUUAUUGUACUGAUAAAACAAACUCUACAGUUCGACCACAGAAGAAGCAGUUAGCCGCUAGCUAGUAGUUGCGUUCAGUAAUCGUAUCAGGAAAGACCAUUCGCUUAGAAUUUGUAGAAUUCAUCGUGUGGGUUUGUAGUUUAGUUUGAAAACUCUCGCCGUGGGUAGUCAUGGACCUGGGUCCGUUUGAAGCAGAUAACACUGUCAGCUGCCGGCUUUCCUCCCAGAUCCCUGACAUCUGCAGGACGGAGGACUGCUGUCUGGGGAUUGACGAGGCGGGCAGGGGGCCUGUGCUGGGACCCAUGGUGUAUGGAAUAUGUUUCUGUCCAGUGUCUAAAAAACAGGAGCUGAAGGACUUGAAAGUUGCAGAUUCAAAGACGCUGACAGAAGAAGAAAGAGAAAGACUUUUCCACAACCUGGAUGAAGCCAAAAGUUAUGUUGGCUGGGCUUUGCAUGUUCUUUCACCCAACACCAUCUCCACUAGUAUGUUACAAAGGACAAAAUACAACCUGAAUGCGCUCUCACACGAUACCGCCAUUGGGCUAAUACAGUACGCCCUGGACAGUGGAGUGCAGCUUAAAGAGAUCUACGUGGACACAGUUGGUCCGGCAGAGAAGUACGAGGAGAAACUUUCACAGCGGUUUCCUGGUAUUGAGGUCACCGUUAGACCAAAAGCCGACUCCCUCUUCCCCGUCGUCAGUGCGGCCAGUAUCUGUGCAAAGGUUGCCAGGGACCGCGUUGUAAAAGGCUGGAAGUUUGCAGAAGAUUUAGGAGACGUGGAUGCAGAUUAUGGGUCUGGAUAUCCUAACGACCCAAAGACCAAAGCGUGGCUGCUGAAGUACCUGGACCCCGUGUUCGGGUAUCCGCAGUUUGUGCGAUUCAGCUGGAGUACAGCCCAAACUCUGCUGGAUAGCAAGGCUGUGACGGUUCACUGGGAUGACGAUGAAGAGGACGGGGAGAAGGCGGCCAAGCGGCUGAACAACAAGUCCAUGCUGUCGUUCUUCAGCGCAUCAGCUGGAAGUGACGACCAAAGCCGCCAAACGCACCGUUUCUUCACCGACAGGAGGCUGAGGGGCCUGAGCAGUCUCUAAACGCACUGUGACUAGUUUCCCUUUUUUUUUCUCCCUUCUUUUUUGCAAUAAAUUGUUCACAACUUGGAACAACAAAUGCAUCCCAGAAAUUUUUGAA